Messenger RNA from Saxophila tyrrhenica, 870 nucleotides. RefSeq lists its product as uncharacterized. The transcript is spliced from 2 exons. The record is from RefSeq and is a predicted model, not a curated record. Bases 1 to 870 code for a protein of 289 amino acids. Lineage: Eukaryota; Fungi; Ascomycota; Dothideomycetes; Mycosphaerellales; Extremaceae. Gene Ontology annotation, molecular function: protein binding.
AUGCAUACCACAGCAAAGACAAGAAGGCCUAUGUUUACUCCAUCAGCACAAUACAGACGAGAUGUGCUCAUCUACCCGACCAUGAACGACCACCUACAAGAGCUCUCCACCGGACUCCUCCUGGCUCAGCAGCUGGGGCAAGUGUUGUCGAACGAUGGCCCUGCCCAAGCAAAGGCUCUUGGAACGCUAGAAGUGCUCGAGCACAUCAUCAUCCACCUCCAUCCCUACGACAUCAAAAUGGCAAGAAAGGUCUCCAGGACAUUCAACCAGCUCAUCGUCUCCAGUCCAGCGAUCCGCAAAGCUAUGGUCAUGCUUCCGAUCCAGGCAGAGAGCAAAUUUAUCCAAUGGCAACAGACACAGCAACGUGGCCGCGCAAGUCUUCCUCGUUACGAUGUGCCUGCAGACAUGCUUUUCCAUCCCGUCAUCCAGAAUGUUGUUCAAGAUGACAGCACUGGAGAAAGGUCGUUCAGCAUUGUCCAGAUGCGAGAAGAGUCUUUGAAGAUCACAAAACUGACAAGAUUGUUCCAAAAAGCCCUCACUGUCUACACGAGGCCCACAUUCGCCAAGUGCCAGAACCAUUUUGCAACGCGUCUUCCCAGCUGCCAAAACGACUUUGCUACUCAGCCACGCUGCCGUGUCGUUGGCAUGCGCAUGCGUUGCCAACUAGGUGGUGAUGAACAUUCCACCGAAUGUGUGAUUUACCGCAAGAAGGGGUUCGAAUCGGAGACCUCGUUGCUGUGGCAUUUACUACGGCCCGCGGGCGGAUUUCAGGAAUGCGGAGAUCGAGGGGAGGAUCGCGUGGUAGUGUACGGCAGUGGUGGAUCGUUGUGGGCGGACAAAUUGAAGGCUGAGUGGGAGGCGCUGGCGUGA